AUGUGGAAACUGAAGCUUUCAGAAGGCAAAGAUCCAUGGCUUACAAGUGUAAAUAAUCACAUUGGAAGACAAUAUUGGGAGUUUGAUCCAAAUCUCGGAACACCAGAAGAGAGAGAUCAAGUGGAAAAAGCUCGUCACGAGUUUCGCAAGAAUCGUUUUCAAUCCAAACAUAGCUCUGAUCUCCUAAUGAGACUUCAGUUUGCAAAAGAGAAAGCAAGUGAAAUGAAGCAAGUACCAGCACAGGUGAAAGUGAGAAGUGAUGAAGAAGAAAUAAGUGAGGAAGCAGUGGGGAUCACACUGAGAAGGGCCUUGAGCUUUUACUCCACUCUGCAGGCUGAGGAUGGUUUCUGGCCUGGUGACUAUGGGGGACCUUUGUUUCUUCUACCUGGCUUGGUUAUUGGCUUAUCUGUAACAGGGGCCCUUCAUGCAAUCUUGCCGCAUGAGCAUCAACAGGAGAUCUGGCGCUAUCUGUACAACCAUCAGAAUAUAGAUGGAGGUUGGGGAUUGCAUAUAGAAGGCCCCAGCACAAUGUUCUGUACAGCUCUGUCCUAUGUCACUUUGAGAUUGCUUGGAGAGGAAAUGGACGGUGGUGAUGGCGCCAUGGAUCGGGCAAGAAAAUGGAUUCUUGAUCGUGGUGGGGUUACCUUCAUUCCAUCAUGGGGAAAGAUGUGGCUUUCAGUCCUUGGUGUCUACGAAUGGAGUGGAAACAAUCCACUGCCACCGGAGUUGUGGCUUUUACCUUACUCUCUCCCAAUACACCCAGGUCGAAUGUGGUGUCACUGCAGGAUGGUUUAUCUGCCCAUGUCAUAUUUAUAUGACCAAGCAAGAAAUCUAUGCGCUAAGGAGGACUUGUAUUAUCCACAUCCCAUUUUGCAGGACAUCUUGUGGGGGAGUCUUCAAAAGGUCGGGGAGCCUCUUCUCAUGAAAUGGCCAUUCUCAAGGCUAAGGCAAAAGGCUCUCCGCACUGUAAUGCAGCACAUACACUACGAGGAUGAAAACACUCAGUAUAUUUGCAUUGGACCUGUCAAUAAGGUACUAAACAUGAUUUGUUGUUGGUUGGAGGAUCCAAAUUCAAAAGCAUACAAGAACCAUCUUUCAAGAAUCAAAGAUUAUCUUUGGGUUGCAGAAGAUGGAAUGAAAAUGCAGGGAUACAAUGGAUCUCAGUUUUGGGAUGUUGCUUUGGCUGUGCAAGCAAUCCUUGCAACCAACCUUGUCAAUGAAUCUGGUUUUGUGCUUCAGAAGGCGCACAAUUUCAUAAAAAACACACAAGUUAAGACAAACAGCUCUGGCAAUCUUAGUUAUUGGUACCGCCACAUUUCGAAAGGUGGAUGGCCGUUCUCUACUUCAGACAAUGGUUGGCCUGUCUCAGAUUGUACGGCAGAAGGUUUGAAGGCGGCACUCUUACUAUCACUUAUGCCGUCUGAAAUUGUGGGAGAAGCCAUGCAAGCGGAUCAACUAUAUGAUGCUGUAAAUGUGAUAUUAUCCCUACAGAACAGUACUGGAGGAUUUGCAUCGUAUGAACUCACAAGAUCCUACGCCUGGUUGGAGAUGAUCAAUCCAGCUGAAACAUUUGGAGACAUCAUUAUUGAUUAUCAGUACGUGGAAUGCACAUCAGCAGCAAUUGAAGGCCUUAAAUCAUUCAUGAAAUUAUAUCCAGGACAUAGGAGGAAAGAAAUUGAAGCAUGUAUUGCAAAGGCAAUUAAAUUCAUCGAGAGCAUACAACUACCUGAUGGCUCAUGGUAUGGGUCUUGGGGAGUCUGCUACACCUAUGGAACAUGGUUUGGGAUAAAGGGGUUAGUGGCUGGCGGUAAGAACUACCAUACUAGCCAUAGCAUUAGAAGAGCAUGUGAUUUCUUACUGUCCAAACAACUUGGUUCGGGCGGCUGGGGAGAGAGCUACCUAUCAUGCCAAAACAAGGUAUACACAAAUCUCGAAGGGAACAAACCACACAUGGUGAAUACUGGAUGGGCAAUGUUGGGUCUGAUUGAAGCAGGCCAGGCUGAGAGGGAUCCGAUCCCCUUGCAUCGUGCAGCAAAGCUGUUGAUUAAUUCACAGAUGGAAAAUGGAGAUUUCCCACAACAGCAAAUCAUGGGAGUCUUCAAUAAAAAUUGCAUGAUCAGUUAUUCUGCAUACAGAAAUAUCUUCCCCAUAUGGGCACUUGGAGAAUAUCGCAAUCGGGUAUUGGCAUUGCUACCUUAUAAAUGUAUAAAUCAAAUUACCAGAAAAUGAGUGUUUAAAUGAUCAUGUACAAACAAUCAUGUGUUUUAUUGGCUUUUGUCGUUUCCUUUCU
Messenger RNA from Prunus mume (Japanese apricot), 2290 nucleotides. Its product is annotated as cycloartenol synthase 2-like. Lineage: Eukaryota; Viridiplantae; Streptophyta; Magnoliopsida; Rosales; Rosaceae. Gene Ontology annotation, biological process: triterpenoid biosynthetic process. Gene Ontology annotation, molecular function: intramolecular transferase activity. Gene Ontology annotation, cellular component: lipid droplet. The record is from RefSeq and is a predicted model, not a curated record.